This is a messenger RNA of Penicillium brevicompactum, 1272 nucleotides long. RefSeq lists its product as uncharacterized. The transcript has a single exon. The record is from RefSeq and is a predicted model, not a curated record. Bases 1 to 1272 code for a protein of 423 amino acids. Lineage: Eukaryota; Fungi; Ascomycota; Eurotiomycetes; Eurotiales; Aspergillaceae.
AUGGCCAUGUCUAUCUCUGAUUUCUGCGGACGGCCAUCUGUGCUAUUACUUCUGGCAUUCUUCGCCACCCUAAGCCAUGGCUCAGGACACACAUUCGACACACUUGGUCUUCUCCCAAGAUCCUCAGACUCAUGUCCCACAUCAUACGUGAGCUGCAGCAACACAAAGCUACCGGAAGAUUUUUGCUGUCCCUCGGACUCCACUUGUAUCAGUCUAGACGACGCUAGCUCUGCCAUCUGCUGCCCUGCCGGCAAGGACUGUGACUACAUCACACCGAUUACGUGCGAUAUACAGCUACAGAAUGUGACUUUACACCCCGAAAGCGUCAUCAAGUCCACUCGGCUGAGUGACAGUCUCGCUCAAUGUGGCGAACUCUGCUGCCCAUUUGGGUACACAUGCCAAGGGAACAGCACCUGUGCCUUGGACAAGAAAACCGCCACAACAGCAACUGCUUCUCCGUCUAGCUCCUCGACUGCCGUCUCAAGUUCAAGUUCAACCAAGACAACGAACACAACACCAACCGUCACCCCUCAAGCAACCAUCACGCCCGUGCCUUCCCCGUCUUCAUCUGCCGAAAAGUCCGCCAACACCACGGCAUCUUCAGACCUCUCAGCGUCCUGUCCCGAGUACCCAGCAGCAGCCAUUGCAGUAGGCUUCUUCCCGGGUGCUAUAUUUGGCGCCAUAGCGGCCCUCCUAAUAAUGCUUUGCGCUCGGCACCGCGCCCACAAAAACGAAACCCAAAUCCAAGAGCCUAAGCCCCGGAUUGAUUGGACCCAGCGAUCCUCUUCAGGUGCCCUAGUAGGCAUAUCUCACCCGAUCCCCCAAGACGACACAUCCUACCGCACAGACUUCCUGCGAAGCCCCCCACAAGCCAAACGCUCCUCCAUCGGCGGCCGGUCAACCCGCUCAAUGGUGCAUCGCACCGGUAGCAAAGUCAGAAGUCUAUUCUCUGGGCACCCUCGGGCAGAUCCAAGACUAGACAAAGAUAUUCCCCCAGUGCCUGUCCCCAUGCCAAAUCCAGACGUUCCUUUCACGCCGCCUCGUCAACGCCAGCCAAGUACAGAGAGUAUUAAGAUUUACUCGCCGCCUGGGGCGUUGACAGAGCCACGCACAUUCUUAGGUCCAGAGCCUUAUCCGGGUUCUACUGCAAGGCCGGAGACUGCGUUCUCGGAUCUGAUGCAUGCCGGUGGAUACCCACAGAAUGGAAAUAAGCUGCCUUAUCCAACCCAUGAAGCAUCAGGGGAGAAUCCUUUCAAAGAUCCAAGCCAUUGA